UGAGCGUUGACAAGGACUCUUGUAAUAAUAAUAUAAUAAUAUUCUCUCAUUCAGUUUCGAACUCCCAAACAAAUCGGUCCGACGUUUAUUUGUAAAGUUUAGUUGAUUAAUUUGUUAUUAUUUUUUUCUUCUAUCUCAACAUGGAUUUAAUAUCUGAUACGAAUGAAAAAUUGGUGAGUUAAACGUGUUUAGAAAUAGCAUGAACAGUAAUGAUAAAAAACGAAUUUUUCCUUUUGUUUUAAGCAUACCUAAUUGCAUUUUUUUUUUUUAUAAGAAUCGAUUAUUUUUAGUCCUGUUAAAUAAUUGUAUUUUUUUUAUCUUAUACUACUUUUUUUUACUGUAAUUAACGUUUCUUUUUAGAUUUUGAGGAGAGCGAGAAAUGUAUUGGUUUUAAAAUGAUGGAUAUCUUUUUUUCUGAGAACAAUUUUUCUACCAGAAAUUUUGCUCCGAUUUUUAAGUAUUGCAUUUUUUCUGAUAAAAAAUUUGAUGGAAAAAAACAGAAAAAACGAGAAAAUUGACGAAAUGUAUUAUUUUCAAAUAGUCAAUAGCUGAAAUAUUUUUUUAGCCUUUCAAAAAAUAUCUCUGGAUUUCGCUUAAAAUGGCUUUUUAUUAGCAAUGAUUAAUCAUUACGUACAAAUAUACAUUAAAUGUACCCUCUAUCUUCCCAAUUUUUUACCUACAAGGCUACAACAGUGACCCACUUAUGGUACACAGUAUGUCCUUUUGUUUUUUACCAUUUAUUUUACGUUGACAACAGGUUAGAAAUUAAUAAGGGAUUAUAGCAAAUGUUUGGCAUUCGGAUAAGUAAGUUGAUGCAUAAUUAUAUGAAAAUCUUACUAUAUAAACUGUUAUUGUAGAAGUUGUUUGAUAGAAAUUAAACGAGAUAAGAAGUUAAAAAUUAAUUAUUUUACUAAUUACUAUUAUGUCAAAUUAAAAAUGAAUAAUACCUAAAGUUCCGUAAAUUUUUUUUGUUUUUUUUUUUAAACUUAUUUUGCAAAUGAAAAUAAUUUAACCUAAUGAUUUUUUUUAAACGGAGCGAAAAAGCUUAUGGUUUUACAAAAAUGUUUAAUUUUUUAAUAUUUUUUUUUUAUCUGUUAACUACUUUUCUACCAGAAGACUUGAUCGGAUUUCUAAGCGUAGCACCUUUUCUGAAAGUAAUUCAGUGCGGGAAAGUACUUUAAAAAGGUCGUUUUUCCAUUUUCCCCGGAGUUUCUUAAUAAAUGAAAAAAAAACUGGAAAAACUGGGGAAAUCGGUAUAACGUUAAACAAAUAUUAUUAAAGAAAAUAUAUAGAGUAUAUUUAAAUAUUUUCCUAUAAUAUAGCAUAUAUAUUUUUGACAAAGCAUCACUAUCAACUGACUUCCGCUCAGAAUAGUUUUUUCAUAAGCAAUGGUUUAUAUUGUUGCAUAGAUUAAAUUAUUUUUAACAGUGCACCUGUCUCCAUUAUACUGUCAUAUCUUUUUAAAAAUACGGAUGAUCAAUGUUAAACAUAAGGGGAGGAAUUUUUCAAGGAAUAUCAAAUUAUAUACUUAUACUUAUACUCGAAAUUCCAUGCACAUUUUAAUGAUUGAAAAAUAAUUUAAAGAUUUGAAAUUUAGAUUUCUAUUAGACUCUUAGAAGAAAUCGAAAUUAACUUAUGUUGUUAUAGUUCCAAAUUAUCUCCAAAUUUUUGAUUCUGAAUGAAACAAAAAAUGUAUUGUCUUUAAUAUUAUGUGUUCUAUUUUGUGUGUCUGGAAAAAACUUGCCUUAGUCAAAAACAUUAUUAUAGAAUUUUCAGUUUAGUUGGUGAAUUGAAAUCAUUUUUAUUAAUUUGUCUUGUAGAUAUCUGAAUAAAUGGAAAAAACUGACAAUAUUAGUUAAUUUAUAAAUUACAUUGGAAACGAAAGAACACGAUAAUACGAUUAAUAUUACUCCUACUAAAUCCUAAAUCCUAAAUCCUACUAGAAUCCUACUAAAUUUACAUUUUCCUAUGGUAAAGGCUAUUUUGUUUGCCAAAAGAUGUAUGAGGUAAUUAAAAUUUAAAAAAAAAUAAUAAUUUUUUUUUAAAAACGCCGUUACAGCUAGUGACGUGUAGUGAAGUAUAAAAAUUCGAUAUUAGAAACGUCGAACAUUUAUAACAAUAUAUUUGAUUGUUUUAUCACCUGUUCUAAUUCUCACGAUCAUAUUGAACGACUUUUCAAUUUUUUUUUUACACCAUAUGAUAAUUUUUUUUUCCACGCGUAUCUUCGUCACUAUAAUUGAAUACAAACAAUAAUAUAAUUAAAAUGGAUUAAUUUCAACAGUAAUCCAUUUUACUGGCACUCUUCUAAUUUAGAAACGGUUCUAUAAUAACUAUGUAAAUUUCAUACACCACGCAGACAAUGUAAUCAAUAUACAAAUUCAAAACUCGAUAUUUCUGGUAUAUGUAUACAGGGUGUUCCACGCGAAGAUAUACUCAUUACUAUAGCUCCGGAAAUAAUAAAGAAAAUAUAAUUAUGUUUUUUUUUUUUUUUUAAAUUACUUAUGCUUACUUUAUACUAUUAAGAUAUUGACUGUGAUAUACUUGAUGGUGAAUUUUUAAUUCGAAACCAGUCGAAUAAUACACUUAUCAUAAUACUCUGGCAACGCAUUUAUUCAUUUUUUUGUUUUUUUUUUUUCCUAGUAUAUCAAUUUUGUAUUCAUAUAUUUAUUUACUAUACUUAUACAUAAACUAAAAUUGUACGUUUUAUUUAAAAACAAACUAAAAUAAUUACUUUUUAUUUUAUUAUUUUUAAACAAUUUGAAGAUUUUAUUUUUCAUUUUAUAGAGUUUAUUAAUAUUCUUUUAAAAAUGUCAAUUUUUUAUUUUCAUUAAAUUUAUGAUUUUUAAUAAGUUUUUAAAGUUUGGAGAAAAAAUUAUAUUGUCAAUUAGUCUUAAAAAUAAUAAGCAAUUAGUGAAUGCAAUUACAGCCUAUUGCAUAAUUAUUUGUACGGUUCUCUGCCAAAACAUACAAAUUUAAUUCAAAUAUAAAUAUUUGUAGUCCUUAUCCUUCCGGGUAAUACAAAAUAAAAGAAAAAAAAAAAUGUUAAUACAACUGUUAUCUCAGGAGAUAUUGUAAAUAGUGUAUCUUCGUCGAACAUCCUGUAUAUACGCGAACGAUUUGGUAAAUUUUACAAUUAUCAUGAAAUUUUAAACUUAAAACAUGGAUAAAACUGCUACAUCAUUACUUUCAAAAAUUUUAAAAACGCAUCAUGUGUAGUAAAAUUAGUUGAUUCCUCUCUACGCUCAGAAUCUAAAAUUAUGACGUGCAGUUUUUUUGAUAGAAUAAUUUGAUAUUAAUAUAUCAUAUAAAUAUUAUUUAACUUUAUGAAUUUAUAAUUGCUAAAAACAAAGCUCAUUAUAAAAAUGUCCGUCUCGGUGUUCGUAAUAUUUUGAAAAUCACUUCUUUUAAUUAUUAUUAUUUUCGGUAGACCGCAUAUUUUAAACAAUUAUAAUCAUAUAGGUUGUGUGUGUGUGUGUGUAUGUGUAUGCAUAUAACAACUUUGAAACUCCUUGACCUUAUGUGAUUGUAUACAAAAGUACUAUAAGAUCUGAGGUAGGACCUUUUUAUUUACAAUAAGGUAUGAGACAAUGCGUAUGACUACCGUUCGGAUUGACAACGUCGUAUUUUUUUAGUCAAAUGAUUGUAUUUUGGCUUAAACACUGUGACAAUAAUGCAAUCCUUCUAUCAGUUUAAUACAAUUUUUUAGGAAUGUAUUGGUUUUAAAAUCAUAUUUAUUAUUAUUUUUUUUUUUUAUUUUUUAUAUGAACAACUUUGUACAAGAAAUUUCGCUCCGAAUUUUAAGUUUAUGGAAGUAAGUUUGACUGGGAUGGUACUUUAAAGAGGUUAUUUUUUGAGUUUCAAUGUGGUAUUCAAAAUAAUUGGGAAAAACCGAAAAAAACGUAGAACGGGGAAAUUUACGAAAAUAAUUAUAUUAUUAUUUCGAAUUUUUUUUUUUUGUUGUUGUUAUUUAGUUUAAAAUAAUUUUAGAGACUUGAAAUUAAGACAGAAACUUUAAAUUUGUCUUUUUUAGACUUGGUAAAAUUUUCAAAUUAUUUUUGAACUUUUUAUAAACAUUUUAAUUUUGCGAGUUUUUAACGUAUUUUUUAUUCAGUAGGUAUUCUGUAGAUACAAUUUAUUGUUAAACCAAACAGAAAGGCUUGAACAUUUGACAGGAGGUUCAAUACAAGUCGUACUUAGUAGACAACAAGAAAAAAAUUGAGUUUGUAGUAUAUUUCUUUUUAAAAAUUUAAAUUUUAAUCGUGAAUAUUAUGGCUUUUUAAAACAUGUUUAAUCGAACUCCACUCAAAAUCGUUUUUCGUCAUUCAUCGCAGUGUACAGUUAUAAAUUAAAUUCCUAACUAUAUAUGUAUUCUAACUUCUCAAUUUCUCAUUUACAACAAUUGCCCAACCAUCGUACGAAACAUGUCCAUCUUUUUUUUUUAUUUAUAUUUAUUUUAAGCUAAUGUAUUAAGAGAACGUUGUACUCACACGUGCAGUCUCCUAACGACGUCCUCUUGACGACAAAUAAUAUUUUUAUAUAUGUAUAUAUAUAUUAAAAUAAUAACCUAUAAUAACAAAAGAGAUCAGUGGCGUAUAAUAUACGCUACACAAAAAUCCUACAUUGUAGGAUUUUUUUUAAAAAAUGAGUCAUAAAAUAAUUAUUUUGAAGCUCAAUUUUUCCUUAAAAAAAGUCCAUUAUAUAACAGUAAGCUAUACAAUGUUAGCGGGUCUUACCCGCUUCACGGAAAUGGUCCUAUUUUUAUUUAACUAUUAGUAUUGUGUAGUAACGCUCACAGGAGAACAAAAUGGAUAAACAUCAGUAUAUAUGAAACUGUUGAAUGAGGCGAUUAAUAAUUAAUUUAUAACAGAUUGCAGAACUCUAGAUCUAUACUAGUUAUAGUCUUUUUAGAAAAAAAAAAACAUGAUAGGGGAUUUAUCCCCCAUAACCCUACCUUGUAAAUACGCCACUGCAUAUUGCUAUAAUAAUAUCCAACAAUUGAAUUUUCGUUGCCGAUUGUCCAUGUCAUGGGGUGCGAUAAAUAACAUUGUAUUUUUACCCACGAAUUCCCCGUAUUAUUAUUAUUAAAUUAAACAGUUUUCUUUAAAUUAGAUCAGUACCAAAUAUGUGCUCAGUCUUCCGAUAAGAAUAUUAAAAUAUAGUAACGUUGCAAAUAAAAAAUAAAAUAAUAAUAAUCACAUGCAUUCUUAAUCGUAAUUGUAUUUUUCCGAUUCGUAUUAAUAUUAUUUUCCGAUCUGAAUCAAUCACAAUAGACGUAGAACGGUUAUACGCACACCAAAAUCGAAAAAAGAAAACAUUUUUAAUGUAUUCGUAUUGUUAAAAGUACCGUUUAUCAAUGUUCCGGUAGAUUGUGAAUUUCAGAAAGAAACCCGCAGCAGCACUAUAGAAGCGUUAAUUUUACUUUAUGUCGUCUACACAAUAUCCAUUAAUCUGCAGCAUAUACACAAACGUACAUAAUAUUAUUGUUCUGAUUAUAUGAAUAGAAGAUUUGCUCGUAAAUUGGUAUACCAACCUACCGCAAUAAUAACUCGCGGUUCCAAAGAAUAUCUAAUUUGGUGGCUUCGACGCUUUAAUUCGCGCGGUCUUACACCGGGCUGUAUGUAGCAAAAACAUCUCGGGAUGUUGCAACGGAAUUGCGUAAUUUUAUUAUACUUCCUUGUUUGUUUAACGGUAUAAUUAUUAUUAUUGUUAAAGUAUAGGCAACGAAUUCGUAAUUCAUUGCAUUUCAGUGUACGUUUUCGCUUUUUAGUAUGUACACAGUACAUACAUAUUGCGUAAAUUCGUUUACAUAAUACACUUAUAAACGCGGUGCUUCAUAAUCAAUUAAAAAAGCCAAUGUUAUUAUACAAUUAUUAGUUCCGAGUGUAUAACGGCGAACAAACUAUUAAUUUUUCAUGGUUAAAUUUUUUUUUUUAUUUUUUCGAACACUUUUGGUCAGUAAAAAAAUGCUCCUCCGACUUAUAGAUUCCGUGUUAAGCCAUAAGUGUGUUAAUUUUACUAUGAAAUAAUUUUGUGUGUUUGUAUUGUAUAAACAACUUUUUAACCCAAAAUUUUCAUUCAAAAACUUUAUAGGAACUUUCAUGUAAUAUUUUUGGUCUAGAUAAUGCAUUAUUUUUUGAUUUUCUUAGUAGUUUUCCUAAUAGAAUGGAAAAGCUAGCAAUUUAGUGGAAAAUUCUUAUUGAUUUAUGGGUUACCUUGGCAACAACGGAAAAAUACGAUUAGUAAAAAAAGACUAACAUACUUCGCACGUGGGUAUAGCCACUAUUGGGAAGGUAGGAUACAGAAAGAAAUUUAUUGUAUGUCUGUAAGCAACGAUAAACCAUUGCUAUAGAAAAAAAAACGAUUCUGAGCCAAGUUCAGUUGAUAAUGUUGCUUUGUCAAAAAUAUAUAAUAUGUCAUAUUACUGUAAAAUGAUUACAACAAUCUGAGUUUUCAUGGUAACAAAGAUUGAAUAAAAACUAUUUUAAAAUAAUAAAGCUUAAUAAUAACAAAAAUAAAUAAAAACGAUUACCAAUGACAACUUUAUUUUUAAUCGUUCAAUCUUUUUCAACCUAAAGAUCGAAGUUUUCCUCAUUAUUUCGAAUAUUAACAAGAAUUUCAAAAAAUGACCUUUUCAAUGUACCAGAAAAAAUUUCCUUUCAGGAAAGGUGUAUAUUUGAUAAUCGGAGUAAGCAUUCUGGUAGAAAGAGUUCACCAAAAAAAAAAAAUAAACAUCAUUGUAAAACUUAUACAUUUUUCUCUCCGCUCAGAAUCGUUUUUUAUUAGAAGUGGUUUAUCGUAGCAUACAGAUCUCUAUAUCUAAUGUACUCGUAUAGCAAUUGCAUUAGCAUUCAGACAAAAAAAACUUCUCUAUAAUUUAAUUCAUAGACGUGACAAAUUUAAAUAUUGUAGGUAUAUAAUUAUAUUAAAAUCAUAAUAAUCAUUUUUUGAAAGUCAUUCAUGUAACAAUGUUAAAAUAAUUAUAUUAUGAUUCCGUCGAAUUAAUUAAUACUAAAUUUUACGUUUUUGAAUUUAUUUUCGUGGCCACCAUUGGUCGUCGUUAAUCUAUAUAUAAUAAUUUUUAUUAUAACUUUUCCUUGGUAUAAUAUUAUGAGAUAUUAAACUGUUCUGAAAUAAUUAGUAAAUAAACACAAAUGUUCAAUCAGUAAAAUUGGUACAAUAUUAAUAUUUCGAUAAUGUCGAUUAAGUGAAUUUAGGAUGUACUUGAAAUAUAAACUACAUAAUUGCCUUUUAAAUCCGGAGUGUAGCGAAGAUCUAUUCGUUUUACUAUAGUGUGUGCUUUUUUUCUGUCUGUGUGUUGUAAACAACUUUUCGAAAAAAAAUCUUUUUUAAUUUUUUUAAUUUAAUUGCAACAUUACAAAUGUUAUUUUUUAAUUUUCUAAGUGGUUUUUAAAAUAAUAGCGGAAAACCCAAAAGAAAAUUAUUGGUAAAAUGGUAAAUAUUUAAGGCACACUGCCGCGGAGUUACCGAUUUAAUUGUUUAAAUUUUUACGCACGAUGUUCUCUACCAGAAAUAUUGCUCCAAUAGAAAACCAACAACAAAUUUUUUAUUAUCUUAUUAGUGUGUAAGAAAGUCUUUUUUUUUUUAUUUAUUUAUUUUUUUUUUUUUUUGAGCUAUUUUUAGACAUUUUAAUUUUUUCGAGUUUUUACAUAAUUUUUAUUUGGUAAAUAUUCUAUGAAUAAAAUUACAAUUGCAAGAAAUGCUUGAACAUUUCAUAGAACGUUCAUUAUAAGUCACACUUGGAAGUCGAAAAUAAAGUUGAGUGUAAUGUAAUUUUUUUCUUUUCUAUACGAGUUUUAGUAUCAAAUUUGACGAAAAUCGUAAAUAUAUGGCCUUUCAAAAGAAAAUAUUUCACUUUCAGAAAAGAUGGUAUACUUGAUAUUUAGAUUAAGCUUUCUGGUUGUCUUCAAAUAAAAAAAAAUAAUAAUAAAUGCUAUUGUAAAUUAAUACGUUCCUUUCUCCACUUAAAAUCUAAAAUGCUACAUGACAGUUCUUAUAAACUGUUUAAUUGAAACAAUUUUUCAUAUAGAAAAGUUGUUUACGGACACAAAAAAAAACCCACCAUAGUAAAACAUUCCUUACUUCACCUAGAAUUUAAUAUAUAUUAUGUUGAUUUUCCAGUUAUAAAUUGUAUUAUUGAUAAUAAAAGCACGGUCGGAUCUUUAGUCGUUGCAGUAAAUAAAAGUAAUAACUGGCGUCUACAGCAAUAUAAUAAAGUGCACAAUGAAAAAUAAUAUGAAAUAAAAUAUCAACGAACAGGUCUCUAUUUUAUUAUACAGUAUGUUGCACUCAAAUGCGAGGUUAAAAAUACGAGAUAUUUCAAUUGGACGCAGGGACUUGAAUUGAAAUAGAUUUUUUUAUUUUAGAAUGGUUAGAUGUAUCGAAAAUUUCACAUUGUGAGACUAUAUUCAAAAAUUUAAUCCUUGUGUCACGCACGUGCGCAAUAAAAAAAACACACGUGAGAGGGUCAUUUUUAUAAGGGAAAAGUUGGGAAGAUAAGGGAGGGAGAAUUGAAUGUGUACCUGUAAGCAACGAUAAAUCAUUGCUAACGGAAAAACGAUUCUGAGCGGAAUUCAGUUAUUGUGUUACUUUGUCAACAAUAUAUUUAUCGUAUUAUGGUAAAACAAAUUACAUAGGCAUUGUAUAUUUUUUUUAAUAAUAUCUGUUUAAUAUUUUACCUAUUUUCCGUUUUUUCCUACGUUUUUCUCGGUUUUCCCAUGUUUUUACCUAGUUUUUCCAAUUUAUCAGCUAACUCCUGGAAUCAAAAAUUUACCUGCUUAUAAUAUCUUCCCAGUACGAUUUCCUUUCAGAAAAGAUGCUACACUUAAAAGUCUAAGCAAGAAUUCUAGGAAAAAAAGUUGUCUACAAAAAAAAAAUAUACAUAUAAACAUCAUUGUAAAUCCAUAAGCUUCUUUGCUCCACUCAUAAUUCAAAAUCAGUUUUCAAUGAACUUUACAAUUUUAUUCUGUCUAGAAAACUAUCUAAUAUACAGUAAUUUACAGGUAUUAUUUUAAAUACGAUUUUUCAAAAAAAUUAAAAUGCAUACAACUUUCAAUGUUAAAUAAUUUUACUACUUGUUAUGUAGGAAAAAGUAUAAGUAAAGAUAAUGACAUAAUUACACAUACCUAAUAUCAUUAAACAUUUUUAAUUAUUUAAAAACCAUGGUUUCAAUAUAAUACAUUUCGGAUGGCUGCGUCACUAGAAGUUUUUGAGAUUUAAUAAAAAGAUUUAUCAAUCAAAAUUUUUGAAGAAAAAUGUAAGUUUUAUCGUAUUGUUUUCAAAAUGCAUAUUUUGGAACCACUGUUCUUGCUAAAAAACACAAACCUAUCUUUAAAUAUAUAAUACAGUAUUAUAGUUCUAUGUUAUACAACAACUUAUGUGCCUAUUAUUUAUAUUUAUAUUUUACCCGAUAUCGUUUUGUUUUUUUUUUCAGAAAUAUCCUAAGUGCGUGUGGUUCAUAGUGCUCAACGAGCUAUGUGAACGAUUUAGCUAUUACGGAUUAAGAAGUAAUAAUAUAUCAACUAUUGAUUAGUGAUUAACACGUGUUAAUCUAAACCGAUGACAUAUAAAGAGUGAUCAAUAUAACGAAGACACUCAUUAUCAUUGAAAGCAUUCAAUUUGUUUAGAAUUAAAAUUUUUAGAAUAUUGUGGAAACAAGCAACUCUUUUCUAUUAAAUUUCUAUUAAGAAUAUAACUAAGUAUUGCAUUUUUAAUAGUACUUUUUUUUUUUAGUAGAGAUACCACUAACCAUUUUUAAUUUUUAAAAAAUUAACAAUUUCAAAAAUAUAUUCAGUUUUAAUUUAAACAAAUUUAGGUUUUAACAUUUAAAACUCCGUCAACCAGUUGACGAGAUAUCUAUUCUACUUUUAAGCUUAAUGUUUUGUAAGUAGGGAACAAGUAGUUUGAAGUGCAAUAUUUGAAUAGUGAACCACUUAUGCUUCCUCAAACCACAAAACGAAAAACUUAAUUUUGGAAUAUCUCAUCGACAAAUUGAUGGAAAUUAAAAAUUUCAACACCAAAAUGUAUUUAAAUUAAAAUUUCAUCUAGGUAUUUCUAAAAUAAAUUUCUUAUAUAGGUUGCUAUUUGAAAAUCAAAAGUAAUCAGUGGUUUCAAUUCUAAAAUAUGUUAAUACUUUCCGAGAUAAUGAGUGUCUUACGUUAUAUUGAUUAUCCAGUAUAAUAAAAUAAUACGCCGCGAUGAUGAAAUGAUAUUUUCAGCGGUAUUAGUGCUGUACCUGACGACCAUAUUGAAGUUCAAUGGCGACGAGUCUACAAUAAUAUUCCACAGUUUUGUGUUCAUGGCUUACUUUAUGCCUUUGAUCGGUGCGACAAUGGCUGACUCGUAUUUAGGAAAAUUCCAGUACAGUACAAAAAGUUGUUUUCCGAUGGUAUUUUUCAGCCUUAAUGCGCGAUAAUAUUAUUUUUUUGUGUUUAGGACGAUAAUAUGGUUUUCAAUUGUGUACGCGUUAGGAAACGUAGUGCUCACCGGCGCUUCCUCUGCGACAGACAUUUUCAGCAUUAACGUCCAAAAGUAAAUAAUUUAACUAUAAUAUGAUAGUUUAAAAUAAAAAACGAUUAAUAACGUGUAUAUUAUAUAUACACGUAAUACAUCACAUGCGUUAAUUUCUACCGAUCCGCGAAUCGCGUGAUUUAAUGGGAAAACGUUGGAACGCUUGUAAAAUUAUCAUCGAAAUUAUAUCUACGUAUAUGCUUAUUAUGCUGUAGCAUACUUGAAUGAAGAAUUUUCAAGAUCACGGUUUUCAAAAAUGCAAAUGGGUUUCACAUAUAUUCCUAUACAUCAGAACACGAUGGGUUUGAUCUCCUUGAUUCUCCCUGUAAAUAGCCUACUGAAUAAACCCGGUUUUCAUACAGCUAGUUUGCAGCAUAAGUGGCGACUAUCCUCAAAAAAUAUAUGUUACUGAGGAUAUGUUUGACUUUCUGAGGGCCCACCCAUCACUUGCCGUCAUACUAAUAUAUUAUGUAGUAUUUAAGUUAUAGAUUCCUACCUAAGUAUAUAUAUUUGUACUUCGUUCCACUAGAGAACACAGCUGGGCGCCAACCAAAACUCUGCGCAUUCCCACCACUAAAGCAGUCCGAAUACGAAUACUGGUAGACGAGUGGCGGGAAAAUUAAUUCAAUAGCACAUGCAAGCUAAUUGCAUUCUCUCGUGGGACGGAGUAUAGUAAAAACAAUAAAAAAAAACUGACCAUCAUUAUAUUCUUAUAAAUCUAAUUAGGUUCACGUAAUACCAAAUAAUGUUACCAACCCACCCGAAAAAUUAUGUAUUUGAUGCUGAGCAACAAAUCAUAGACAAUAUUAUUAUAGGAUAGCUGCCACAGACUAGUUUUCUAACACACCUUGCCACACGUUACGUUUGUAAUUUAAAAAAUGUUUCUCGAUGUGUUUCCGCAACAUUACAGAGUCAUCGCUAUACUUGGGUUGUUUCUCAUAUCCGUCGGUACGGGCGGGAUAAAACCGUGCGUUUUCCCGUUCGGCGGCGACCAGUUUCGGUUGCCCGAGCAAACCGAUCAAUUGCUGCACUACACCACCAAGUUCACGAUCGCCAUUAACCUGGGUUCGUUGGUAUCCACGUUUCUGACGCCCGAGCUACGACACAGCGUACAUUGUUUUGGCAGGGACACGUGUUUUCCACUGGCGUUUGGCGUGCCGGCCAUCCUGAUGUUCAUAGCUAUAGGUAAAACAAUAACAAAACAAUAUAUUAGGCGAAGCAUUUAAAACACGCUAUUACUAAAUAUAAUAAAGAAUAAAUGUAGUUGACAGUCCCUCCAUCACUCGAAGUUUGGUUUUCGGGCUUUACCCGUUUGCGUACAUUUGCCCUUUUUGCGACUUGUUUGAGUACAACACUAACUUUUAGUAUCUGCACUAAAAUGGCACAAACAUAGAGCUCGUUUGAGUACAUGAAUUAGAUAUAACCAAACUCUACUCAACCAAACUGUCCACUGUAAAUUUUUAUAUACAUUUUUUAAUGGUACAUCUAAACCAUGGGUUCUUACCCUUAUUUUUUUAAAUAUAGUGGUCUAAUUUGGAAAUUUUAUUUUAAUAAUAGUACGUAAGUAAUUUUUCAUUUUUCGGGUUUUUAUUACUUUCGUUGUACGCAAACGAAUAUCACUCGGUUUUUCCUAUCGUUUAUAUUCGCGUUUUAUGAGUAACUUUAACAAAAUGUGCAUAAUUGAUCAACUAAAGAAAGAGAGGAGAGAGAGAGAGAGAGAGGGAGAGAGAAACCUAGAAUUUUGUCUUGUUUCUCUCUCUCUCUCUCUUCUACCUUAACAACUCUUCAAGCGAGCAUUCGGAACAUUAAAAAUAUAAUCGUGAAUCGUGAUCAUGAAUAAUUUAGCAAACAGAAUCACUAAAACUGAACGUAUAUAAGUAUUAAGCACCAUAAUAGCGGUCACGGAGAUCGAUGUAAUUUUUAAUUUAUGUGUAGUAAAAUGGUUUUAUUAUAACUAAUAAUAAAAGAAAAAUAAGUUUUCGAGGAAGAUUUAAGUCCUAAAUAAUUAUUUUUUUAUAGUUUUGUGGGCAUGCAUAAAAAAUAGAAUAAUAAACAAACAAUAUGUGGCCUAAUAUAUAGUUUAUAUCCUUUCUCUGAAAACAUCUGAGUUUACGUGCAGUGCUUUUACGCUAAUUAGUAUUAAUAACAGUAGGUAUACUAAAAUAUUGUUGAAAGUUAAGCGACCUUCUCUUUAUACGGGCGCCUCAACUUUAAUUAUAUUUGUAUUAUUAUAAUAAUGUAUAUAACGGAUAUUAUUAUAUUAAAGUGUCAGAUAAUUCGAUUUUAUUGAGUUUGUCAGCUUACCAUAUUAUUAUAAUUGACAAUGUAAAAUCAACCAGGCUUGUAGUUGACAGUUUCAUAACUCGUUUUAAACUUAAAAAAGAGCGUUCUGUCCUGUAUAUGAACGACACUUUGCGGUUGUUAUUGAUGAAAUAUCCUUUGUCGGUAUUUCGAAAUUUUAAAUUUGAUAAUAAUAAUAAUGUAAUGUACUUAUUUUGAAAAACAUUUAUAACAAACCUAAAGUUGAUUGUACUAAAUAAACCAUUUUUUAAAACGACACGGCUCUUAACAUUGUUUUGCAUAGCGUUUUUCGUUGCCGGAAAGAACACGUACUUGAAGAAGAAACCGGAACAUAACGCCAUCUCCAGGACAUUCAGUUGUAUAUUCGUAAGUAGAUUUUAUUGUUACCCAUUCAAAGUAUGAGAUGUUGAAACUUUUCCCGAAAAUACGAAAUCGAGAAAAAAAAAUUAGAUUAUACCAAAUUAAAUAGACACCUAAAAUAACUAUUGGUUCGAACCUAAUACUCUUCUAGUAGGAAGUAUUUGUCCAAAGUGUAAACCUAAAACCGGUUUGAUGAAAAACUGAAACGGAUUUAGGAUAAAGCAGAGAGUUGAAUAUAAAAUCGAUAUCGAGCUGGUCACAGGAUGAACAAGUUUUUGUUAUCUCCGGGAAAAGUGCAAUUCGGAUCUCUCAAAAUAUAUAACCUAUAUAAUUUUAUGAUCAAAUUGUGUCAUAGUAAUUCUGUCAUUCUACUCAUUCCGCCUUAGCUGUAUAUUAGUUUUCUUUAAUAUUUGUUUGUUUGAAGUACGCACUCCGUAAGAAGUUGACCUCGUCAGUCCCAUACCAGACCCAUUGGCUUGACAAUGCUAAGGGUGUGUACACCGAUACCGAGAUUUCAGAAACUAGAAUGGCUCUCAAUUUGAUCAUCACCUUUGCAGCGUACCCAGUGUUUUGGGCUCUGUACGAGCAACAGGUGAGUGAAAUCAGUUAGUCAUAUCAGUGUUUACGCAUCAAAUAUGUAUAUAUAUAUAUUGUUUAAAAAUAAACACUGUUGUUGUAAAUCGUAUUUAUCUAUAUAUGUUUCUGGCAGGGUUCCCGGUGGACAUUGCAAGGGACACUGAUGAACGGCCGGGUGGACUAUCUGGACUGGACCAUCAAGCCCGACCAAAUGCAGACACUUGUACCGUUUUUCGGCAUGAUAUUCCUGGUUCUCUUCGACGUGGCCCUGUACCCGAUGCUCGCCAUGGUCGGCAUUAGGAAGCCAUUGCAAAAGCUCACACUCAGCGGUUUUCUUGCUGUCGUGGCGUUCGUGUUCGCAGCCCUGCUGCAGCUCAAAAUAUUUGUAACAACUAUAUUAUUAUAUAUGCAUAGUUCGUCGAGUGACGUACUAUAUAUCAAUUCAAUUGGAAAUUAUUUUUUUUUAAUUUCCCGUCAAUCUAUUCUAUCCAUAUAUAGGGAAACACCAUCGAAAUACCACCAGGUGAAGGACGUCUGAACAUCUAUAACGCAUUUGAUUGUAACGCAUUCGUACGUUCGCCUUCGUUGGAAGUACACCAGAUUGGACCGCUCGACAAAAUCAACGUUAGCUACACACCCGUAUCGCGAGAAACCACGGUUAGAAUCGAGAUACGAUUCGACCCGGCAUGUCCUUUUGUGCCCGAAAAUUUUCAACUUAACACCACCUUCACUGUCACCGAAGCACAGGUAAAAAACGUCAUGAAUGUAUUCCAAAAAGCCAGAGCAAACAUAACCCGUAAAAUACAUUUUUAUUUUUACCGAAAAGAAAAAAUUAGAUACUAAAUGUGUGGAUCAAAACCGAAACCUUUAAUAUAACGUUAUUAUUAUAUGCGUAUCAAAAUUCAAAAUAUUGUAUUUUAAAUUGUUUUACUAUUCUACUUAGGUACCCAAAUACACUAAAAGUUUGAGUAUGUACUAAAUUUUCGACUCUUUUAUACCUACCUAUGAUUUGGCCAAUAUUUAUUAGGUUAAUUUAUAAAGGUUGAAGUGUUAGGUGAAUCAGGGUAUUUUCGAGAUAAAUUAUGACAUUUGAAAAGCAAUUCCAAGUAUAGAGAAUCAUGAUUUACGUCAAAAUGAUAAACUGUAAAAAGUAUUAAAGAAAAAAACCAUAAAUAAUGUAAAACUAUACACUAUUAUAGAUCUGCUAAGAAUCUAAAAAAUCUAAUCAUAUUAAAUAGACAUAAAAUAUAUGUUACACGUUAGUAUAAAAAAAUAUGUACCUAUAUCAUUUUUCUUAAUGCCUAGCGUUGUGUUAUUUUAUUUACACUGACGUGUGAUAUAAUAAAAAAUAGAUUAAAUCCAAAAAUGAGCGCGGCAAAUCUUAUUAUAAUCAAACUCCAUUUAAAUGUCAUCAGAACCGCGCGCUAUGUCGUGAUAAAUGACGAAAACAACCACCUGGGAUUUUUAAUAAUAUCGCAUCCUCCCUGAUGCGUAACUCGUCCGCCACCACGGCAUAACAUUAUUAUAUAAUGUCUAGUAAAAUAAUAUAAUAAAUAAUAUUUAUACGUUUUAGCUGCAAAAUGUCGACAUCCCCGUAUCCAGCACCACGAUCGCGGCAUGACAGUGUAUAAUGUCUUAAUCAACAAUUUUAAUAUUUUUAUAUAUACCUAUGUAAAAUGGCCCCUAUUCUUUAGCCACGCAUAAUUAUAAAUGAAGUGAAUCAAUUAACUUCUUGUUUUUACCAAAACACUACAAAUUUUACUGCGAGAUCUGUUUUAUUUUUAAGUUUCACGCAAAUUAGUUCAAUUUAUUAGAAGUUAUAAAGCAAAAUAAUAUUAAGAGCGUUUACUAAAAAAAAUUAUAAUGAUAUAUUUAGUUUCCGUGGUACACUCGUACCUGCAAGAGUUGAAAAUGUCUGGUGGUUAUUUCUCUAUGAAAGAGUAUCGGUAACCAUCGGAAUUUCGUUAAGGCACUCUCAUUGUCUCGCUCCUUUGCCAUGACUCAACUUUAUUUACUUGCUGCAAUACCUUGAUAUUUAAAUUGUAAAAAAAUAGCCCUGUUUGAUUAACAUCAAAUGACUUGAAUGUAAAAAGAUACGUUGGCCCAACGGUGGCAAAAAUAUUUACAUACAUAGUCAUAAAGGAAAAACCACGCAUUAAUUAUUUACUUGUGUCUGAUAUUUAUAAUACAAGUAACUAUCAAUUUCAUUACAAAUUGUACGGAAUUUAGAUCAAUUAAUAAAUUAAUUAAGAGUAAUUUAAAAAAAACACUAUAAAAUAUUGCUAUUUCUCAAUCAUUAAAAAAAACUAGAAUAAAAAUUAAUAAAUGAUUUUAUUGUUAAACAAUAAGAAAAUGCAACAAUAAGGUCCCUUGACGUUUUUCUAUUGGAGCAAACGGACAUACUUCACUCGAUGGGUGGGCCACUGUUGUAGAUGAGAAAUUGAGUAGGUAGAGAGGAAAUUUAAUGUAUAUCUGUACACAGAAUAUAAUCAUUGCUAACGAAAAACGAUUUUGAGAUGAGUUCGGUUUUACAUGUUUUGAAAGGCAUAAUAUUUACAAUUUGAAAAUAAUACAUUUCGUACAUUUUCCCAUUUUUCCUAAGUUUUUUCCCGAUUUUCACCAUUUAUUAGAAAAACAUUAUUGUAAAAGUAAUAUUCCUAGCUCUGCUCAUUCUAAAAUUUAAAUUAAUAGUGUCAUGCGUUGUAAAUUUAUCAGUUUUUAUUCUACGUCUUCUUGCAAUUCUUCCCAAUUAUCAUGAAAACUGCUUUAAAAAUUAAAAAUAAUGUAUUUCUUUAGAUACUAGAUCUAAAAUGUAACAAAAAAGGUAUCCUGAUAUUUUCCAAUUGGAGUAAGUUUUCUUUUAAAAAAGUUGCUUACAGAUACAAAAAAGAAAUUUAACAAAACCAAUCACACAUUAUAAAACUAGUGGAUACCUCGCUACGCUCCGAAUUUAAAAAAACAUACUGGACCUCCUCAACUACCAAUUAUUAGGUAUCUCGCGUUCAGUACUAUAAAGCUUUGAUCGAUUCAAAUUCAAAUUUUUGAAGCCAUCAAGCAAAUUCAAAUUUUCGAUUUACUUGAUGGGUGCAGAAUGCAGAAUACAUAACAAAACAAAACAUACAGUUGUUAUAACAAUAUUCAAUAAUUUUAAUAUGCAAAAAAAUAUAAAGUAUUUUAAAUAUUGAUAAAUUUAUUUAAACAAAAUUAUACAUAAUUUUAUUAAUAAUAGCAUAAUACUAAGUAAACUGUAAAAGUGUAAACAGUACAAUCACCAAGUAAAUUGAUAAUUUUACUUACACCUCGAAUGAUAUCAAAACGUGUAUGAUGGUGAAUAACUUACGAUAUACGUAAUAACUCGUACAUAAUGUUCUUUAUUUUUUUUUUUUAAUUUUGCUGGUUUUUAUACGUAGUUUUGUAAAUCGUUAUUUUUAUGUUAUUAUGAUAUCAGUGACUAUUAUUAAAAAUAUACUUGGUUAUUAUGCUUGUUAAAAUUAAUUUAUAGGAGGUGUCGUAUUAUUUGACCCGUCCGAAUCCCAACGUGAUCGCGCUAAACCGUGUCGGCAUCUACGACAGAUUAAUCAAGGACAAAUUCGGUAACCCAUACCUAAGGUAAGUAUUAACAUCAUCGCAACGUUUAUCCAUAAUGUUACAUAAUACUAUUUGUGCAACUUUUUAUUAACUUUUUCUUUUCUUUUUUUCUUUUUUCAGAUUCCUUCUCGACUACAAUUUUGAUUUUGACGACGAUAUAACGUUAAGAAACGUAGACUCGUCGGAUAUAUACCAACUUUCUGCGUUCCGUGGGUCAAAUUUUAGUACGGUGACUAAGGGGAAGUGAGUGAAUUUAUAUUAAAACCGUCACAAAUAAGAAAUGUAUAAGUAUGGCAAAAUGAAUAGGUACUAUGAUCGCAGUUUUUUGAUACGCACACCCUGUUCAAAUAUUUCUACGCUUAACGUAUUACCUUAGGUCUCCGUUUCUUAUUGGCUUGCAUAUUAUUACAUAUUGGCGAGCAUUGCCGAUAGUAGUGGAGAACUACGACAUAAGUCCAGUAUGAAGGGAAUCCACAUACUGAAAGAAAACGUGACACACUGUGAUCAUAUUACCUACAGGUAUUUUGUCAUAAAUAUAUGAACUAAAUAGACGGCACUUAGGGCAAAAUUCGCUCAGAGAACAUCUGAUAAGCAAGAACCGGUAUUUUGGGAAAAAUAUAAAUAUUUCUUGUUUUUUUUUUUUUUCUUUGAAAAGAAUUAAAUUCUGAUAAGUAAUACGAUAGAAUUCGUGGUGAUAAUUCAAUGAAAAUCAUCGAAAAAUCAUAAACAAUUUUUCCGGUUUUCUUCUACAAUACCUAUCUAUUUUUGCUAAAUACAUUUUGGUUGGUUGUUUUAAUCAACAGUUCAUGUUUAUUUAUUAUGUCUAUGAUAAGUAUAACUAUGUCAGUAAUCAUCGCACGUCGUCGCAAUACGCAUCCUUUAACCGAAUCGCGUACGGUAUCGCUUACAUAACAUUACGGUUUAAAUGCAACGGCGCAGAAUAAUAUGAUAUUAGACUGUCCGGCUUAUUUUGUGGAUGUAUACGACGUGAAAAAACACUUUCAUCCGCCCGCUUAAUAUUAAAUUUAAAUAGACAAAAUCAGCCACGUUCCGCCGAGACACGGAACACAGGAAUCGGCUGUGAAUUCAGAUAUUGCUAACAUGAGUACCCAUCUUAGCCACCGUGUUUAAGCAAAAAAUAAUAGCAAUAAUUAUAUUGUUAUAGAUAUAAAUUAGUUCACAACGGUGAGAUGUUGCCGAUGACUAUCGACCUGAUACCAGCUACGAUCUAUACGCUUACCGUACAACGGAACAAGAAUAAAAUGGUAAAACAAAAAAAAAAAAAAGAACAAAUUAUAGGUACUCGCUGUUUGGGCGUGUACCUAAUUAUUAUAUUUCUAUUCGACUACAAGCGAAUUUUAUGUGUAAAAAGGAAUUUAUAUAGGAUGUGAAAUUGUUCGCCAUGUACGAAGGCAACUACGUGCACAUACUAUGGCAGGUACCGCAAUAUAUCUGUAUGAUCAUGGCCGACGUCAUUUUCGUUGUAACCUGUUUGGAAAUUUCAUUCAUUGAGGUAAAUUAUACACAGUAUAUCGUUUAUUUACGAUAUUUUAUUGUAUUUAUGAUUUAACAUAGUAUUAUAGAGAUGGACAUAAUCAACAUUUUUUAAUUUAAUAGAGUUUUGAAAUAUUUGCCGAAAGGGUAGUGUACGGUUUUCAAAAAAUGUAUAAGAAAUUGAUUUGUUGCAACUACGGUAGCCUGCACCAAUACCAACAUAAAAAUAAAAUUCAUCACUUUCAAAUCCGAUCAUUUUUGUUGAUGUCUUAAAUAAAAAUCUAAAACCUAAAACGUUUAGUCGUUUAUAACCUCAUAGGCAUAUUAAUAUAUAAAUUGAGCAUCCGCCUUUCCCUUCCCUAGGUCGCCUAAUACCUACAUUAUUAAAAGAUAGAGCCAAUAUCUGGGUAUACGAUAAGACGUAAACUGUAUGCUGUUUUUUUUUUUUUUUCAUAAUUUUGUUAAACUUCUCUUUCUCUUCCAUUAUAUAGGUAUAGAUUAUAUUUAAGUUAUAUACUAUAUUUCUUUUUGGCAAUGUUUAUUCACUGACACUCUCUCUCUCUCUCUCUCAUUCUCUUUCUACUAUGGUAGUACAUUUUAUAUUUCGAGCGUAGCGAGGGAGCUAUUGGUUUUACUAAGAUGUUUAUUUUUUUUUCUUUCUUUUUUCUUUCUUUCGUCUAUUCUGUAGACAUGUCUUUUACUAGUAUACUUGCCCGAUUUUCACGUGUAGCAACUUUUCUGAAAUAUAAAUGUGUGUCUAUGUGCUACCUUAAAAAGGUCAUUUUUCGAUUUCGAAAAUUUCGCAAAUAUAUAGUACAAUAUUAUGAAAUUUUGGGAGGGAACUGUCGGCAAUAAUGAAAUAUUGUUCCUAAACAUUUUUCUAGCCACUGAAACUCCGUUCAUUGGAACACUUACAAAAUAAUAUUAUUUUAGUAUUAUAUUGUUGUUAUCAUUUAUUCCAUACAUAGGCUCCGGUAAAUAUCAGAUCGUUUAUAUCAGCAGUUAGUUUACUCACAACGGCGCUUGGAAAUCUAUUGGUCGUCAUAAUAUCGGCUAUAUCCAUUAAAAAUCAAGUAAUAAUAACGAUUAAUAAAAUAUCAUUACGUUAUAUAUAUAUAUAUAUUAUCUUAUCGGCAAUUUUUUUUUUCUAAUUCAGGCACACGAAUAUUUUCUCUACUCCGGCCUCAUGUUCGUCGACGCGCUUUUAUUAGCGUAUUUCAGUGUUGUUUAUCGAGGUAAGAUGACCGAAAAACACGACAUUGUGAAGCCGUUGAACAGGAAUAACAAAAAUGAAGAAACUGCGUUUUAGUAAACAAUUAUAUUUUUUUUUUUUCGGUGAUUUAUAAUUUUGAACGAGACACAAUUCAAUGAAUAUAACCGGGAAAUUGAAUUUCUCGAAAUUCGUUUUAUGGAAUGCGCUUUAUGACUGUACUGCACUGUAAACUAUUUAAUAUAAAAACGCCAUAAUAUUUAUGAACGAAUAUUAUUGUUUAUAAGGAGAAUAAAUUAUGUGAUCUUACGUAUCUGUAGUGUUGUUUAUCG
Molecule: messenger RNA, 20388 nt
Organism: Cinara cedri
Lineage: Eukaryota; Metazoa; Arthropoda; Insecta; Hemiptera; Aphididae
Source: the annotation of a GenBank genome assembly